AUGAGUCAAACUCAAGAAUUGAUUCUUGAUCCUUCCAUUAUACCAACAGAAUUAUCCGAAUUACAUUCAAUAGAAGAGGAUUUGGUGCAUUUGGACACUGAAAAUAUCGAACAAAUUUUUGAUAAUUUGAAAAAUUUAGACAAUGAUAUGAUUAAUUAUGUAAAAUCCUGUAUUCUACACCUUUCAACACAAUUCCGCUUGAAGUGGGGCGUGUUCUCUGAAAUAUCAAAGAAAUUACAAAUUAAUUACUUUGGCGAUUCGCGAUAUCCGUUUUCAAAAUACAUGUCAUCUAUACAGAAAAAUGAAGAUGUACGAGCAUACGAUGAAGUAUUGAGCGAAGAUUCACCAAUUUCUGCAAUAAUUAAUAAUGAUUUUUCAAAAUUAGUAGAAUUUUCAGUAGAUCCCAAAUUCUCUGAAGCUGAAGUCAUGAAUGUUAUAAGUUUGCCUAAUCUAAACUUGCUCGAUCUCUCGGCAUAUGUAGGAAAUUUAGAGAUUUAUCAAUAUCUCAAAUUAAAUGGAAUGGAACCCACAACUAACACAAUGGAGAACGCGAUCAUUGGCGGUAACUUAGAAAUUUGCCAAAUUUGCCAUGAUCAAAUUAAAACUGUUACUGAAGCCCAAAUUAUUGCAGCUAUUAAAUGCCAUAGGUACGAAAUCCUGCAAUGGUUCAUAGACGAGUUUACUCCAAAUGUUGUUUACCUUUCUCUCUCAAUAAAUUCAUAUUCCACUUUAUUAUUUAGCUAUUUCAUCCAGAAGAAUGGAGGAGUGAAUAGCUACAUUGCAACAAACCUGCUUAUUGAUGCAUAUAACACAAAUAAUACUUCUUUACUCUCUUAUUUAAUUAAAAAUGGAGCAGAUGUCAAUAGAAAGUUCGGAAGCGAGGAAGAAACUUUGCUGAUUCGCGCUACAAGAGAUAAUAAGUCUUUUGUAAAGCUUCUUAUUGAUUCUGGAGCGAAUACAGAGAUUACAAAUCCAAAUGGCCUUACACCUUUGCUAAUAACUGCAAUGACAGGAAAUAUUGAAAUUGCACGCAUUCUAAUCGAAGGUGGAGCAAAUUCAAACGUUACUAACUCUUCUGGACAAAAUUUAAUCCAAAUUGCAGAAAAUUUCGGGAAUACGGAAUAUGUCCAGCAGUUCAAAAAGCAGCAAGAAUAUCAGAUAUGUAAUAUUGCUUAA
Trichomonas vaginalis G3 is the source of this 1176-nucleotide messenger RNA. Its product is annotated as protein ubiquitination. The coding region runs from base 1 to 1176 and encodes 391 amino acids. The transcript has a single exon. The record is from RefSeq and is a predicted model, not a curated record. NCBI's taxonomy places the organism in Eukaryota, Parabasalia, Trichomonadida, Trichomonadidae. Gene Ontology annotation, molecular function: protein binding.